GGAGUGGAAGGCAGCUUGCUGUCCGGGGAACCUGCAAAAGAAGAUCACUGUUGUGCUUCUUAUCAAGCGGCAGUUCCAAUCGACACCCCUUUCGUUGACUCUUCAUUCGCUUCCACCGGCGUUGAGUGCAUUUAUAAUCGCGUUUUUCGACGCUUUGCACGAGACUUGAGAGUUGAGCGUACAACACCGAAUGAGCUAGCGCAGCUGGCAACUGUCUUCGCGCAUCCGCCGGAUGUUGCAGCAUCCGUUCUGCCUCGGAUCAUGCACCGCUUUGUGACACUAGGUGGCCAGUUAGGGAAUGAUAAAGCCCGC
Messenger RNA from Amoebophrya sp. A25, 312 nucleotides. The record is from the annotation of a GenBank genome assembly. NCBI's taxonomy places the organism in Eukaryota, Dinophyceae, Syndiniales, Amoebophryaceae.